GUGAAAUCACUUCGUUUGACGUGACUUCCAAGUCACUCUCUACAUCUCUACAUAUAGACAGUCUAUACGUGUGCAAUUUGUUGUGUACGCCUCUCUUAUUAAUAAUUUCUCGACGCUUUUUAACAUCUCUUGAUCCGGUGGUUUUGGUUUGAAAAAUAAUAUCAACACCAGAGAUAGAACUGCAAUCCACAUAAAGUAAUAUAACACGGAUCGUUCUUCAAGUAUGGAUUACUCGAAGUGAAUACCGAUACCGAAGCAUUGCAAUCUCACUUUCGUGCCUGUUUUCAAGUCCAAGUUGUUCUUUUUCUUGUUAACACUGUAGUUUUCUGCAGUAAAAUAUAAAAUGGUAAAAGAUAAGCCAAACUCAACUCGAGUGUAUGAUGGUGAUGGCUAUAGGAAAAGGGCAGCGUGUGUAUGUGUCAAAGAAAAUGAUCAUAAUCAAAUUCUUCUUGUAUCCUCUUCCAAUGAAAAUAGCAGUUGGAUAGUUCCUGGUGGUGGGCUUGAACCUAAUGAAGAGCCUCCUGAAGCUGCUGUUAGAGAAGUCAUGGAGGAGGCAGGAGUUUCUGGUCGUCUAGGCAUUUGCUUAGGUGUUUUUGAAAAUAACGAACGGAAACAUCGAACCACUGUUUAUAUUCUACACGUUACAAACGAACUGUCCGAGUGGGACGAUUCCAAAACAAUUGGGAGGCGUCGUAGAUGGUUUGAGUAUGAAGAAGCUCUUGCACACCUAACUGCUCAUAAGCCCCUAAUGGCUCAAUGGCUUUUGAAUAAAGCAGAAGCCCCAAGAUAGAUCCCAGAAAAAUCUGAUUACUUAAGGACUGAGUUUAGUCCCAUUUUAUAUUAUUAUUAUUGUCUUGCUCUUUACUUAAAGAAUUAGAAAUUAGAUCUAGUCAGCCUCCCAAGUUAACUGGAUAACCCAUGAUGUUACUGCUGAUAAUUUCUGCUCUUCCAUAUAAUUUAAUUUUUUUUAAAUUAUUAUUUUGUUAAGAAAAAAAAAACUUUGUUUGCCAUUUAUGAUCUGCUAACUUCCUUUUUUGGGAGGGGGGGGGGGUUGGAAGUGUAGCGGGGUUGUAAAAUUUAUACCUGACAGCAUAUUUAUAACUAUUGUUGAAAGGAUUCUGUAAAAGGCUAACGAACUUUCACGACGAAGAAACGUCCAUAUCGACCCAAAAUUUAAAGGUACAGAAAGUGGAGUUGAAUUUAUUUUGUUCUUUACUUAACGGCAGUGCAGAGGAAUUUCGAAUAUUGGAAAUGAAUUAAGAUGGGAUAAUAAAUGAUUCGUCAAAAUUU
Molecule: messenger RNA, 1290 nt
Organism: Daphnia pulex (common water flea)
Lineage: Eukaryota; Metazoa; Arthropoda; Branchiopoda; Diplostraca; Daphniidae
Gene: Aps
Product: diphosphoinositol polyphosphate phosphohydrolase 1-like
Exons: 4
Coding region: 344-790 (148 amino acids)
Biological process (GO): diphosphoinositol polyphosphate metabolic process; diadenosine hexaphosphate catabolic process; adenosine 5'-(hexahydrogen pentaphosphate) catabolic process
Cellular component (GO): cytoplasm; nucleus
Molecular function (GO): endopolyphosphatase activity; diphosphoinositol-polyphosphate diphosphatase activity; bis(5'-adenosyl)-pentaphosphatase activity
Source: RefSeq, a predicted model, not a curated record